Cyclospora cayetanensis is the source of this 699-nucleotide messenger RNA. RefSeq lists its product as uncharacterized. The record is from RefSeq and is a predicted model, not a curated record. The coding region runs from base 1 to 699 and encodes 232 amino acids. Gene Ontology annotation, cellular component: ribonuclease H2 complex. Lineage: Eukaryota; Apicomplexa; Conoidasida; Eucoccidiorida; Eimeriidae. Gene Ontology annotation, biological process: RNA catabolic process. The transcript is spliced from 3 exons.
AUGUUCGCAGACUCUGUGGAGAAUAUCCUAACACGUUCCUCUGAUGGUACCACAUCGAAUUCCACAGAUGUUUUCGGCGAGAGGGGUGAAAACAGCCCCAACAAUGCAAGCAAUGGGCUGAAGCGGGAAUGCUUGAAAGCAGCACUCGAUUCUCUUGAAGGAGUGCAUCUUCUGCCGUGUCAGCUUAAAUACAGCGGCCUGGCUCCCGUAUCCAAGCUCUUUUGCCCCAAACCUCUGCGUCCAGCGGAUCAAGAAAAAAUGGUUGGCAAUGGAAGACUAGAAGUGCUGCUGCAUGGGCGCUGGCUACGCGGCCAGCAGCAGCAAUUAGCCCAAAGCCCAAUAGCCAGCAAGUCACAGCUGCGGGGUUUUGUGGUUGCGCCACAGAGUAUGAAUUGCACGUUUAGUGGAAUCAGAAGGUGCUUCGAUCCAAAGAAUACAGGAGAGGGAAAUAAAGGACGCGACUGCGUGGAGGCAGGAGAAAAUGCCACCUGCGUCACUGAGCUUCGCCCCUGCGCCGAUUUCGAUGCACUUUGCUACUGGAAUCAAGAUCGCGAGCCUAAUGCUUCAGACGAUAUUCAGCAGAGUCUCUUCUUCUUAAGGGUUGCAGCAGCGCUUCACUGCUUUGAGGAUGAGCUCGAGGAAAUUGGAGUAAUUCAGGACGAGGCAACCGAAAAGGUGAUGGAUGCAAGGGAUCAAUGA